AUGACAAGGUUUGAAGUUACUCCGGAAUUGAAAUCUUUAAUCACCAAAUCAACCUUAAAUGCGGAAAUAAUAGAUAAACUUGUCUCUUCAGAUCAUAUCUCUCAUCAAAAUUUAGUAACUUUUUACAAAACAUGUAAACCAACAGAUUCCUUAUUACAAUUGAUUAAAACGACAAAAGUUUAUAUCCCAUCAACCGUUCCUGAAAAGAAACCUCAAUCUAAAGAAUUCAUAAAAAAUAUGGAAAUGCUAAGGUUAAAGGCAAAGGAAGAUGAAUAUCAAAAAUUAAUUAACCCUACACCUGAAAUGCAGACUUUAUAUGAACAAACCUCAGAUUCAAAGCAAUCACCAGCACAAAUGCAUAAAGAAUUGAAAAAUCAACUAACAACAAUAUUGAAUGUAUUUAUCAGUGUGGCCAGUGUGAUGUAUGCCGUCUGGUACUGGACAAACUCAUCUAUGAGAAUACAAACAAGUUACCGAGUUUUACUUUCUUUGUUUUUUGGGAUUCUUGUACUUGUGGCAGAAGUUGUCGUUUAUAUGGGGUACAUAAAUAAGGUUGAAGAAGCACGUAAAAAGGAGAGACAAACAAAGGAAGUGAAAACUUUUCUCAAGCAAUUGGAUUAA
Molecule: messenger RNA, 621 nt
Organism: [Candida] anglica
Lineage: Eukaryota; Fungi; Ascomycota; Pichiomycetes; Serinales; Debaryomycetaceae
Source: the annotation of a GenBank genome assembly